Aspergillus heteromorphus CBS 117.55 is the source of this 1072-nucleotide messenger RNA. RefSeq names its product NmrA/HSCARG family protein. The record is from RefSeq and is a predicted model, not a curated record. NCBI's taxonomy places the organism in Eukaryota, Fungi, Ascomycota, Eurotiomycetes, Eurotiales, Aspergillaceae. Bases 23 to 964 code for a protein of 313 amino acids. The transcript has a single exon.
CAAAAUCUCUCUCCAACUCACCAUGGUCCCCAGCAAGAUCCUUGUCGUUUUCGGUAGCACCGGAAAUCAGGGUGGUUCUGUCAUCGACUAUGUCCUUAAGGAUCCCUCCCUGUCCCAAGAAUUCUCCAUCCGCGCCGUGACUCGCGAUGUGUCCGCCUCGGCGGCAGCGGCCCUCACAAGCCGAGGAGUCGAAGUGGUUCAAGCCGAUGCCGAUGACCUAGAAUCCCUCGCGCAUGCCACACAAGGCGCCAACACCACAUUCAUCAUGACCCCCUCAUCAUUCGCGGGCGAAGACGCCGAAGCAAUUGAACUCGCUCGAGGAAAAGCCAUGGCCGAUGCCGCCGUAUCCGGAGGCUCGAAAUACAUUAUCUUCAGCACCCUGCCGGACGUGAUCAAAGCCAGUGGGGGAAAGUACACCAAAGCGACAAACUUCAACGCCAAGGCGCAAAUCGAACAAUAUAUCCGGGGUUUGCCCGUCAAGAGCAUCUUUUACGCCCCGGGAUGGUUCAUGCAGAACUGCGCCCAUGUGUGGGGACCCCGACGGAUGGCCGACAACAGCCUCGCGCUGCUCGAUAUCGUCUCCCCUGGAACUAGGUUCCCGUUGAUUGAUGUUCAGGCGGACACGGGGAAGUUUCUCGCGCCGGUGCUGGCGCAGCCGGAGGCGUUCGCGGGCCAGACUUUGUCGCUGGCGAGUGAGAUCCGGACCUAUCGCGAGGUAGUGGAGAUCAUGAGUAAGGUCCGAGGGGAGACGGUGCACUAUCGACAGGUUUCGGCGGACGAGGUCUUUGGGAGCCAGUGUCCUCCGUUGAUUGUGGAGAGGAUGGGGGCGAUGAUGAGGUUCUAUGAGGAAUACCCCGUUUUUGGUCCGGACAUGGACCGCUUGGUUGCUCAGAGCGUCGCAAUGGCAGGUGGCAGAUUGACUACUUUUGAGGAGUUUCUUACAAGGCUUCAGGAGAGUGCUUAGGACGGCGUAUAUAGAUUCUGUUGUAACGAUGUCAAAUCGGUAGCAUAUAUGGACAUCUACCACACCUAUUCAGCUGUCGAAACAACUUUUUAGGCAGGUGGUUUUGCC